AUGGACGCUCGCAAGAAGAAGAGAAAGGUCCUAUUGAUGGGCAAGAGUGGAUCAGGCAAGUCAUCCAUGCGCUCAAUCAUUUUUAGUAACUAUGUUGCUAAGGAUGUGCGACGUCUGGGUGCGACAAUUGAUGUGGAACACAGCCACGUCAAGUUCAUGGGCAACCUUACGCUCAACCUCUGGGAUUGUGGAGGCCAAGAUGCAUUCAUGGAGACCUACCUAGCUUCCCAACGCGGCAAUAUCUUUUCCGACGUCGCAGUCCUAAUCUAUGUGUUCGACAUUGAGUCACGGGAAGUUGACCGAGAUCUGGAUACAUACAAUGCUGUCAUCGAUGCUCUGCGUGAGUUCAGCCCAAAUGCCUAUGUCUUCUGUCUCGUCCACAAGAUGGAUCUCAUCCAAGCCGAGCACCGCCAACGCAUCUACGAGGAGCGAUCCUCCCUAAUCCGCAGUCGAUCAGCACACUUCCGAGUCGAUACAUUUGGCAGUAGUAUCUGGGAUCAAUCGUUGUACAAAGCCUGGGCUGGAAUCGUACAUAAGCUCAUUCCAAACUUGACCGUCAUCGAGCGAUUCCUCAGCGCCUUUGCAAAGAAAGUCGACGCGGAAGAAGUCAUUCUCUUCGAGCGCUCGACUUUCCUCACAGUCACCUCCGUUACCUCGAAAGUGGGCGACUUCAACCCGAUAUACGACCGCCAUGAGCGUCUGUCCAAUAUCAUGAAAGCCUUCAAGCACUGUGCAGCCCGUAACACACUCACCACUCCCGCAUCUGCCGGCUUCGUUGUAAUGCACACCAAAACCCCGCAGUUCAAUAUCUUCCUUGGCCGCUUCACGGAUAAUACAUACAUCUUCCUCGUCGUACCGCCUGGCGAAACAGCUUACAACUGCGCCGUGUUGAACACCAUGCUUGCCCGAGAAGGAUUCUCCAAAGCCGCAGCUUCGGGCAGCACAGACGGAUUCCCGCUUCCUCCCCCUGAAGAUACUGCUAUUGGGGCGACUGCUUGA
This is a messenger RNA of Penicillium taxi, 999 nucleotides long. RefSeq names its product Rag GTPase GTR1. The transcript has 2 exons. Lineage: Eukaryota; Fungi; Ascomycota; Eurotiomycetes; Eurotiales; Aspergillaceae. Gene Ontology annotation, cellular component: fungal-type vacuole membrane; nucleus; Gtr1-Gtr2 GTPase complex. Gene Ontology annotation, molecular function: GTPase activity; GTP binding. The coding region runs from base 1 to 999 and encodes 332 amino acids. The record is from RefSeq and is a predicted model, not a curated record. Gene Ontology annotation, biological process: cellular response to starvation; cellular response to amino acid stimulus; regulation of autophagy.